AUGUCAUCACAAAAGAAAUCCAGUACGGCACAACAAUCAAGUGUAGCACCUGUGGUGCACAAAGUCAUUAUGGUUGGAACAGGAGGCGUUGGAAAAUCAGCUUUGACACUUCAGUUCAUGUAUGAUGAGUUCGUUGAAGAGUAUGAACCAACCAAAGCAGAUUCGUAUCGUAAGAAAGUGGUAUUGGACGGAGAAGAAUGUUCAAUUGAUAUACUUGAUACAGCUGGUCAGGAAGACUACUCUGCCAUCAGGUAUCACUUAAACAUUUCCCAUACUAAAAAUUUAACAAAUCUGUGCAUCUUAUUUCUGUUUCAAUGGAUAUUCAGCCAUGGCACUACUUGUUCAAAA
Molecule: messenger RNA, 348 nt
Organism: Ostertagia ostertagi
Lineage: Eukaryota; Metazoa; Nematoda; Chromadorea; Rhabditida; Trichostrongylidae
Source: the annotation of a GenBank genome assembly